Phaeodactylum tricornutum CCAP 1055/1 is the source of this 1986-nucleotide messenger RNA. RefSeq lists its product with no specific name. The transcript has 2 exons. Bases 139 to 1986 code for a protein of 615 amino acids. NCBI's taxonomy places the organism in Eukaryota, Bacillariophyta, Bacillariophyceae, Surirellales, Neidiaceae. The record is from RefSeq and is a predicted model, not a curated record.
CAGCUACAAUAGUAAAAAUGAAGAGAACAGCUUGGUAAACCCCAGAAGGAAUUCCACUAUUCAUGUCGAUAACAGACCAUACGCACCUAUGAAGCCAACUGUAAAAAAAGUCAAUCUCACUGCCGUCGACUGAAUAGCAUGGCUAUCAACGAACGCCGCCGAAGCUGCAGAAAAAUUCUCGUUACCACAUUCUUCAUCGUCCCUUGCUUUUUAUUGAACGGAACAGCACUUCGUCUGCUGUUUCGAUGUACUGUCCAGAAUGAUUUUAACCUCAAGCGAUCCGUCGACGGUCCUUUCCAGAGUUUGCACCCAUCCGACGAAAGAACGCGCUCAUAUAAGAGAAGCGAAAAUCAGAUAGUGCAGGCAACGGGAAAUACAACGCCAAAAUGCUUACUUCAAAAUUCUCAGCAGUGGUUGACUUCCCCUCGACUUGGCAAUAUCAACAUUUCGGAAAUAGACAAGACAUUACCAGAGCGCCUGUUACUGAGCUUGCAAGCCCCGUCGUUCGGGGAAUUCUUGCCAAUACUCAAAACGACAAUAUGUCCUGUAUCCUCUGCCUUCAUCGGCACGGAAAACAUCAAUACGGAGCAUAUCAACGUAUCAUCGGAGAUAAUAAGGAUUUGGACUGUAAGGCUUUUUUUCUUGGCAAUUCACAGACAUCAGCAUGCCCCUGCAGUUGGUGAGUCCAGACUUCGGAACGGCUAUCUUUGUACAAAAAAGAAGCAGCAAUACAGGAUUGGAGAUUUCGACUACGAAUGUCCAUCGGCAAAGUUUCCUGUAGUUGGGUUGUCGAAGCCAGGGAUCGGAGCCCAUAUGCGUCUUGGAUUGGUCUCAGCGCUCAAAGCCGGUAUAGCGACGGGACGCGUCGUUCUGUUGGUCAACAAUGCGCCAAGUAGCGCUCCUUCGUUCCUGCAAAACCCUUGGCCUUUAGCAUCCUGCAAUCGAAAAGACGCCCAGUGCUUCUUUCAACCUUUCAGCCCGUGCGUCCUGACAGCAGAAGCUCUGGCCGAUGCUUAUACUUUGACACGAGGAGAAAUGCGGCACGUUUUUCGCUCAGGAAAGGUUCCUGAAACACAUGAAGCUGAUCGUGUUAUUGCUAUGCAACUCAAGUAUCGACCACAGAGAGAUCCUGAAAACCUUCUCCCUACGUUGCGAAAAUUAGUAGUCGCGCUGUUGGAGAAACUACAGCUUUCGUUGUCUCAACGCUCUGUUCUAGAAGACGCAAUAAGUGAAACGCUGAAAAUUGGCGGCAUCCUCUCGAAUCAAACAACCCACCAAUACGGCUUUCAGUCUCAAGUACACAACGCCAUGCUUUUGUAUGCUUUACGUCCAAGUCCCGGGUCGUCCGCAUCCAUCGAUAAUAUAUUGGAGGAGAUUCUUCCUUCCAAUUUCGAGCCAGACCAUUCGAUCGGACUACCUAUUCGAGCGUCUGAUAAAUGCGGAACGGAAAGCGAGUGCCUAUCCUUUGACCAGUACACGAGGUCGCUUGCCAUGAUAUGGACUCUUUCGAGCGAUGCGGAAAAGUGGAAGGACGCGAAGUUGCCAGUCCAUAUCGUUCUGACAACUGAGUCGAAAAAUGUUAGCGCGGCCCAACAAAGUUACCUACGCAACCCCACAUCCGAGAGAGAGAUAGCGUUUCCAUUCAAAUUUGUAACGAAUCACCGAGAUGUUUUGCAAAACACUGGUGCUAUAUCGGACGUUGCAAUGACAUCUGGUCCGACUGCGGACGAAGCCAUGCUUUCGGCUAUGUCCUCGUUAAAAGCUCAGCUGAUGACCCGACACACACUGGGAAACUGUUGCUCUAAUUUCCAUUUGCUUUUACUCGACUUGAUGAGCGAAGGCUGUGGUGCUUCGUCCUUCAGUACGUUUCAAUGCCUUCAGGAUCACCCUGAGGAGGAGUUUCGUAUCUGCUGCGCCUGGGACAAUUCACCAAGGUGCAUUUCCCGUCGCAAUGCCACCGCUGUUAACACAUCGAGAGCGCCCUAG